AUGUCAGUGUUAGAGUCAUCUUCACGAACGAUGGUAGACGUUCACCAUAUUUUAGGGACUGCAUUGAAGAUGUCAGUUUCUGACGUGGUGUCACCAAUGUCUAUUUAUAACUUCGAGAUUGUGACGGUGACUUUAAUAUAUGUUAAAGGCUAUUUUUGGCACCACAGUCUGAAUUCAUACGCAGCAAUAGAAAUCAAGAUGGGUCAUCAAAAUUUAUGGUUUUCCCAUCCGCGCAAGUAUGGUCCAGGUUCUCGCUCAUGCCGAGUUUGUUCGAAUCAUCAUGGAUUAAUAAGAAAAUACGGACUUAAUAUGUGUCGGCGAUGUUUCAGAGAAUAUGCAUCCGAUAUUGGAUUCAGGAAGGAUUGGGAAGGUGUGGAAAUAAUGAUAAGGAUGGAUAGUGAUGAUAUUCCGGAAGUAUUGGUUGCCAAUCGACAAAAUCAACUAAUGUUCUUGACAGGACUGGAUGUUGUCAAUAACAGAUCUCAUGCUGCCGUCUUCUCAGCCUUUACCGUAAAUCGGGAGGUGGAUCGUCCGCCAAUUAAUUUUGUUAUGCUAAAUGGUACACGGACGUUCUGUGAGUCGAGAGUGCACCAACAAACGGUAUCGGAUUUUUCGCGUGGAUUUAUUAGAGUAAAUUGGUUCAAGAAAUACGUCAGUGAGUUGCCAUCCGUUAUUGUACUCUUUGCUGAUUUGAAUUGGGAUCAUCCGUCUUGGAAUGAAAAGGCCACAGAAUGCGAAUCGAAGAUUUCCUCACUUAGGACGAGCCUAGGAAAUCAUGCAACUCGGAUUUGUAUUGUGUUGCUACAGCAAACUCAGGUGGACAGUUCACUAGCUAUCGAAAGAACAGCCAAACUAUGCCAACUAUGUCAGCUUCCAACAAAACAGUUGUUUGUUUUACCCAUAGGCGAACGAAUGUUUUCAUCGGUUUUAAGGCUUGAAACCGCAUUUCAUGAAUUAGCGCAAGCAUUCUAUCAGCAAUGUCUGAAAUCAAUCCGUGCUCGAUCGAUACCAAAUAAUUUUUCGAAUCUUAUAAUUCGUCAACAGUUUAAACUAGCAUUCCUCUCGGAAUUACGACAGGACACGCACACAGCACUCAGACAUUAUAAGCUAGCAUAUCAACAUUGUACCGAAUGCGAAACCGUUGAUAGUCAAAUAUUUGAAUUACGAGCUGUGGCUGGACUUCUGAAUUACAAGAUAUGUCAACUGUUGUUUUUUCAUAGUGCAGCUUUCGAAGCAUUAGCACAGCAACGGCGGCAUAAUAACGUAUUUUUCUGCUUACCACCGGGUUCGUAUCCAUCCCCAGCUACUGCAUCAAUUGAACAUUUAUUAUGGAAAGGCAAACAGUGUUCAUUAUUUGCGAAUUUAUUUGAACGAGCCGUUAUGAAUGGUUUGGUUGCUGUGUCGACUCAACAUCCUGGAAUGUAUCUUCAAGCAGCAGCUUACUAUUAUCGGCAAGCGAACGAAGCUAUUACCACUUUAAAUGUUUCAUCACAGUUAACUGGAUUUGUUUACCCAAGCCCUGAUCCUUUGCUACCAGCUGCAGAUACUUUUUAUGGUCAGAGGCCAUGGAGAGCAGCUGCAGAAAAUGGCGGUCUGUCGGAUCCAGAAACUGAAAAGAAUGCCCUUGUCGCACUUGAGUUACGAUGUACUCCAAAUCACGAUCGAUGCAUUGUUCUGCUCUCGUCUGCAAUGUCACAGUUCAAAAAAUAUAAGUGUUUACGAAUGCAACGUUAUAUGAUGCUUUUGUUGUCAGAUGAAUAUUUCAUAACGGGUCAAUAUGUCAAAGCUUUGCAGUUUGCAUCACAUUUAAUUUGGGAAUGUCGACGGGAAGGUUUUAUACAACCAAUUACGAUGCUUCUUCUGCGUGCCCUUGUCUGUGCAUUUCGAAUGGCGGAUGUGAAGGAAUUUAUGAUGCUUAGCAUGCAAAUGCUUAACUUACGCACAUUCCCGACAUUUGCUCCUCUUGUGGAACAAAUUAUGGCAAAUAUUGAACUGAUUCGUCAGGGCUUUCCACCGCGUAUAUCUAUCCCACAAGCUAAUAUGUCUUUGGAUGAAGUAGAAGCAUGUCAACAUCUUUGGAAGGCAGCACUUGCUGAGCGUGUAUUUUUUUCGAUAAGUGCGCCUCGUAUUGAUGCGUUUAUUCGUGCUCGAGUUGCGUUUCUUAAUAAUCAUAUGGAAACUGUUCAUGCCGACUCAUUAAUUUUUCUUAUGGUCGCCCUUUCGUCAUACUGCACUAAAACCGUCUUUUUUGAAAAAAUGAAAAUUACUGUCAGUGAUGGCAGUAACGAAGCUGGACAGUUGCCACUAUAUGAAUUUAUUGAGAAAAAUGUCGAAAUUAGUUCAAGAAAGGAAACUGUUAAAAUGUACAAGAUGUCAUUACCUCAUUCUUGUUGUGCUACUGCCAGGCAACUUAUGGUGAACGGAUUAUGCUUAGAAAUGGGUUCCGUACAUUCGUUUGUUUAUGGCACAUUAGACUGGGAUGCUCAGUCGUUGUCGUAUGGUACUUAUGAUAAUUCCUGCAUGAAUUCCAUAUUAGAUGCAUGUGUCGGUCAAACAACACUUAAAAUUGAACCACGUGAAGCUUAUUUUCGCCUUGAAGGAACUGAUCAAAGUGAAGCACUGCUUGGUGAAAUUGCUACAAUGCCACUGUUGUUUAUUUGUGAGGAAAACAGUCCGAUACAACGUAUUAGACUGGAUUGGUCCUUGGAUGCGAAGGAGGAGAUGGUUGGAACUUUGGUUUUCGUCAACGAAGAAAAUCAGUUUGUUCCAAAUGGUACAAAAAUUUUAGAAUACAAAAGCUCUCAAAUUCCACCAUUCAAGGUCUCUGUACAGCUUGACGACAUAACGGUACAGAAACGUUUUUUAAUAUCUUUGCGGUCACGACCACCAUUCGAUAUCAAUAGUAAAAUACUGGCUAUAAACAAUGAUAUUGUCGAAAAUCCACUUGCAGAAACCAAUUUUUUUAUUCGGAUAGAUAUAACAGCAGUCGCUCACGUAGUUGUUUCGGAUAUAUCAUGGAGACCAGGUACUGAAAUGGAAGUUGAUAAAGACGAUAAGAUUUUGCUGAAAGAUGAAAUUUGUUGCCUUAAGAGCGAUAUAAUAACUGUUUGCUCACCUGUGCGGUUUCCGAUGAAAGCAGAAAAACGAUGUAAUUUAGGUGAAAUAUAUAUACGUUGGAGAAGGAAUAAUUUAUUGGAAGGAUGGGUUUUAUCUCAACUUAGCAUUGGAUCUAUUCUUGUCAAAAAUUCUCCGUUAUCAGUUGAAGCGCAACCUGGAACUUCUUAUCUUAUCGUACGAACAGCAAUUCCAAUUGUUUUUACAAUUCGCAAUUUGUAUAACAAAAUGAUCGAUCUGCAGCUGACGUUAGAACCGGCGGAUAUGUUCGUGUUCGCUGGUAAUAAAAAGGAUUACAGUCAUACCUUCAUAUUUUCUAGAAGAAUGGUAGAACUUAUAGGGAGAAGUGCUGAUCAGUACCCUGUAUUUUUUCUCAUUGGCAUGACUUAA
This is a messenger RNA of Acanthocheilonema viteae, 3504 nucleotides long. Lineage: Eukaryota; Metazoa; Nematoda; Chromadorea; Rhabditida; Onchocercidae. The record is from the annotation of a GenBank genome assembly.